AUGGGGCUUUGUGCGUCCCAGGGCUCAGCGCACAAGAAGUUUGCGGAGGCGCCGACCCAGCCCAAGCCGCAGACCAGGGAAUCGACUGCUGCACCUGAUGAUGGGUCUCAAUCAGAACCAUCCGAUGACGAGGAGGCUGGCACGAGGUCUCGCUGGGCGGACGUUUCGACGGAGUUCUCCAGCAGGAUCAACAACUUGAUCCUGCAUUCAACAGGAAACAUCAACAAGUUCUACGGACUCCAAGCCGACAAGCUUGGUGAAGGUGGCUUUGGCUUCGUUGUGGAGGCCAAGAGUCUGUCGACCGGGAACAGAUAUGCCGUCAAGAAGGUCUCCAAGGCUAAGGCGAAACAAAAACGCUUGGAGAUUCGCAGUGAGAUCGACAUCAUGAAACUGACGGACCACCCCAACGUGGUGAAGCUCCAUGAAACCUUCGAGGACCGCUCUCAGAUGUACUUGGUCAUGGAGCUCUGUGCCGGUGGCGACCUGGACAAACACAUGAAAGGGCAAGGUGGUCCCUACAGUGAGCACCAGGCCGCUAUCCUCAUGGACCAGAUUUUAAAAGCAGUGUCCUAUCUCCACGACUGCAAAAGCAUUUGUCACAGAGAUUUGAAGCUGCAAAACUUCCUCUUCUCUCGGAAGGCGCCUGUGGAAAACAACGUGCUGAAGCUGGCGGACUUCGGCCUGGCCUGCAGCUUCGAGCCUGGGGGAGUGCUGGCGACAAAAGCCGGCACGGUGUCAUAUUGCUCGCCGCAGGUCCUGGGAGGUGUCUACGACAACUCUGCAGACUUGUGGAGCUGUGGCGUCAUCAUGUACAUGCUGCUGGCCGCGCAGCCGCCCUUCCCUGGCAAAAACGAUGCCGAGGUGGCUCAGCGUGUGCGGAAGGGGAACUAUGUCUUCAACGAUGUCGCAUGGUCCGCGGUGUCCGAGGAGGCAAAGAACCUCGUGCGAAAGCUCCUGAAGUAUCAGCCCUUCGACAGGGCCACUGCAGUCCAGGCCCGUUCACAUGCCUGGUUCCAGUAUGCAGCGCCGUUCCUUCGGCACGCGAUCCCUGUGCAGCCAAGCGUGGUGUCGGACUUACUUCGCUUUUCCAGAAAGACCACGUUUCAAAGGGCUGCUCUGCGCGCUCUCGCAAUGCAGCUCGGCCAGGAGGCUGUGGACCGCUGUUCCCAGGACUUCGCAGCCUUGGACUACAAAGGCAUGAGCUUCUUGUCCCUGCAAGAUCUCGAGGAGCUUCUGGAGAUGCCAGACCUCGAGCCGGUCCACCACGAGCUUCGGCAGGUAGCCGCAGUCGUUUGGACUGACAUCCGUCAUCAGCUGAAAAAGCUGGAACAGUUCUGCCACGCAGCCAUCGAGCUCGCGCAGAUCAGUCAAGACACAACAGUCAUAACUAGCGCCUGCACGGCUGCGGCCAUGUUGCUGCUUGGGGCCUUGGGCACAAUGUUUGGCCUGCUGCUCUCCCGAAGUCGGGAAGUCGCUGACCUCGCCAGCAGCAUAUUCGGGUCCUUCGUCGCCGUCACCGGAGAUGCCCAUCAAGCCAAAGUGGCACAGGACAUAUUCCGCCAGCAGGUUCGAUACGAGAGAUCUAUACAGAUUCGCGAGGACAUGCGCGAUGUGAACAAACUGAUGAUGGAGAGUGUCCAAACCCACGUCAUCAUGGGCAGUAUCAUACUUGGCGUUUGUUGGAACAUGUGCAUUGAAGGCUUCCCACCGGAAGAGACGGAGCGUGCUGUGGUGGGUCUUUGGUUGGUGUUCACUUGCUGGUCUGUCACUUACACCCUCAUUGCGCUUUGGCUGGCUCUGCGGUUUCAAAUGAAAAUGUCCUCCAGUGCCCGCGACCGUUUGCUCCGGCGUCACCGCCUCAUGGUGCCUGAUGAUCUAGUUGUUGGUCGGAUGGGCGGGCACAACGUAGUCAAUCAGGUUGCCAACUUUCACAGCUGGAUGCUCACUGCCAUCAACAACCUCACGUCGACAGAUGCCGCCGUUGAGGAUGACAGUGCCAUCCGUGUUCGGGGUCGACGCCAUCUCGGCUUGCGUGUGCAAGUGGAACCAAGUGAAGGGUUUGUCGAUGUGGAACCGCUUCGCAAGGGCAUGCAUGCGUGGCUGCACCCGGAAGGGGACGGCUGGUCGCACCACACUUUGCUGGACAUUCCCUUCUUUCUGACAGGGGAGACCCUUAUCCGGAGUCCUUGGCAGUUCAAUGGUGAGCGGCCUUUGGCUUUUAGAGUGUACGGGGAGGCAACCCUGUAUGUGGCUGCUCAGUGCCCACCACUGCGCACGCAGAACAAGCAGAGGAACGAGCCCUCGACCUCUUCAACCAACAACCAUGGAUUGAAGAAGGCCUUGUGGUUAGCGGGUCAAGUGCCUGACUGGCCUGCAGACGAGCUUCCGCUGGCCACGCAGGGUUUUCACGAGGACUGGGCUGGGGAGAGCGGCUGCGGUGAGUUUCGGCGAGUGGAAGGCUUUUCGAUGUACGUGGAUCGCAACGAUAUCGAGAUGCCUGUAUACAAGCUGGUCCUGGCGAACCCUAGUUAUGGAAACUACGUCGAUGUGGUGGUGAACUGGAACUUCAAAGCUGGCUGCGAGGCUCUGGUCGUGGUCGUGAGGAAAGGCCAAGUCCACUGUAAGGAGGAGGACUGGCCCCUCGCAGAGUUCAACGCGGAAGUCAAGGAGGUCUUGAACCUCCGGCACUACUCCGGGCUGUACUUGCGCCAUGGGACCAGCUGUUUGGUUCUGGCCUGCUGUGUCCUUUACCUGGCCCGCAUGAGCGUCCUGCUCCGGGGCGCUAGAUUCUGGUGGUACGAGUCCACGCUGGUGGCGAUAGCCAUGCUGCCGUCGAUCGUUGCCAUACGAAUCAUGCCUCUCGACGUCUGGGAGAAGGAGACAGUGCUCAGCGAGGUAGGGCGCAACCAGCCGCAGCAGAAGGCUCUGGACGAGGUGAAUGUUGUUUCGCCGCAGCCGACACCCGUGAAUGUGGAGCACGUCGACAGUGAGCCACGUCUGCUGUUGUCGCGGCCGGGGCUGAACGAGGACGGUGAAGACCUGCCAUCUGUGUUCGCGGUAUCUCCACAGAGCGCCAGUCCUGGUGUGCUGCAGGGGCCCGCCAGGAUGCUUCUGCAGCGGGAAGCCGAACAGGCCGCACAAAGCGAGGUCGCGCAGCGUGGCACCGCCGCCACGAGAUCGCAGUCGGCCCCUGCUCGAACUAGAGAAGUGCCGUCUUUCGGCCUGCGUGGCUGCUGCACUGAAAUUCAGGGUCGGCUGGAGAACUGCCAGAUUGUGGCUCACGACAGUGAGCGGCACACUAUCCGGAAUCUCCGGCAACAGGCCCUUCCUCCGCCACAGCCACGCUCCGAUGCUGGUUUGCCUCCAGAGGCUACGCCACAUUCUCCAGCGACUCCACCUCUCCAGAUUGAGACCGAGAACCUCGACACCAAGACUGACCCUUUCCACCUCAACGUGAGCUUCGAGCCAAAGGCGAAGCCACCAUCUUCCCCUAAGCGACGGUGUUUCCGGAGGUGCCAAUGGCAAGUGCCGAAAACGGGUCAAAAUCUCUUCAUGGGAACGCUGCUCUUGGAAGCUCUCCUGGCGCUUUCGUGCAUAUCAACGUUGAUCACGCUGCCGUGGGCGUCUUGGUCGCAGACAUCCAGCCUGGAAUGGAUUCCGCUGCCUAUUUCCUGGCCGGCACUUUUCCGACCAACGGCUGUGCUGCAUUCAAGCGUGCUGCGCAUGGCAGCGGGUCCCGUUCUGCGCUCCUUCAGCGCCGGCAGCUUAAGCUGGGGGCCUGCGGGGACGCCUGUCUUGCUGCCUCAUCAUGCUCGAGGGCUCGGAGUCUGGGCGGACGAGUACGUAAUCCUGGGCCAGAGCGGGCUUUAUCUGGUUGAAGAGACGGCCGUGGCUCCGCAACUGCAAACUGCGGAAACUGGACUGGAUCCACUUGAGCUGCUGGACUUACCCGGUAGCGUGAAUGGCAGCUACCUCGCCUACCCAGCCAGGGUCCAAAGUGCAAUUGCCGGCACCGUCGCAAGCAUUUCGGGGAGUUCUACCGUUGCGGCCGUUCUCUUGGCGACCUCCGACGAAGUCUACCUCUGCAGAAUGACGAACAGCACAGGAAGCGUUUCUUUGGCUUUCGUCUCCAACUUGAAGCCGGUGGGGGAAGCAUUGAGCCAAAUCACGGGCCUGUACAUGUGCCCACAGGGACAAUGUGCCUCGCAGGCUGUGCUUUGGAUAUCUAUGUCUCAGGGCCGGCUUGCUGCCAUUGGCUUCGCAUCCGGGAAGGUGCUGGCAGUGUUUCCAGCUUCUUCCAGCUUUGCUGCAUCGACUUCGACGCUGGUGACUGGCAACAGCACGCAUCUGAUUCUUGUGGCCGUCAGUGAAGGCACCUUACCUACAGCGCAACACUUCAGGAUUUGGGGAAACAUUGAGGGGUCCGGUGUGGCUCCCUUGGCGAUCUUGCAGCACCCAGCGCAAUUGCAGGCGCUGGGAGUUCGCGGCGUCGUAAACCUCUGCGACGAGUACGGUGGACCGCAGGCUUCCUACGACCGCAUGGAGAUCACGCAGCUUCGCCUGCCGACGGUGGACCACUACGAGCCUUUGUUGGAGGAUCUCCUGAAGGCCGUCGAAUUUAUUGAGAAGUUCAGACAGCGUGGACACAAAGUUUAUGUCCACUGCAAAGCUGGACACGGCCGUGCGGCUGCAGUCGCGCUAUCCUGGAUGAUCUUCACCAGCAAAGCACAUGGUGAGGAAGCUGUGCGGGAACUCAAUGCCAAGCUGGCCCAAAAGCGCCGCGUGCGGGGGAGCUUGUACAGGCAAGCCAACAUACGGGCUUUCAUGGCAAAGCUUGAUUCCACAGGCUGGUGUCUCGGUAUCAUGCUCGCUUCAGGCGUUAGGGGGUAG
Symbiodinium sp. CCMP2592 is the source of this 4890-nucleotide messenger RNA. The record is from the annotation of a GenBank genome assembly. NCBI's taxonomy places the organism in Eukaryota, Dinophyceae, Suessiales, Symbiodiniaceae.